This is a messenger RNA of Angiostrongylus costaricensis, 576 nucleotides long. The record is from the annotation of a GenBank genome assembly. NCBI's taxonomy places the organism in Eukaryota, Metazoa, Nematoda, Chromadorea, Rhabditida, Metastrongylidae.
AUGGUUUCAGAUCUGACGGGCAACAAUGUCAUCGAGUGGCGAGACUUCCAGACGCUGAUCGACGCCAUCGGGGCCGUGCGAGGCGUCGGUGGAGAAGACCACCUAGCCGCUAGGCUUAGUCUCACCGACGUUUGGCAGGCCAUGACGGCCACCGUGCGCAAGGACACCACAGACAAGAUUACCCUUGUGGACUGGAUUAGAAUGUGGGCCGAUUCGUUAACGGCCGAAAAAGAGCCGGCUUGGCAGAAGGCCUACCUUGAUUACAUGUUCCAUCUACUGGACGCUUCCGGUGAAAACUUUGCCAAAACAUUGACCAGUUGCACAUUAUCACAGUAUGUGACCGCACAUCCGAUUUCAGGUGAUCAACUGGUCGACUUAGCCGAGUAUAUUGAGGUGCUUGGCUACUUUUCCAUUCCUCGUGAAGAAGCUAUUUACUGCUUUGAUAAAUUUGCAGUGAACUCUGCAGGUGGUCAGUGCAAUUCCAUUGACCAUAAAAGGUUUGUCGACCUCUGGCAGCAGUACUUCUGGUCCAACGACGUCAACGACGUUGGAAAUUACCUGCUAGGAACCGUUUAA